Molecule: messenger RNA, 1341 nt
Organism: Didymodactylos carnosus
Lineage: Eukaryota; Metazoa; Rotifera; Eurotatoria; Philodinida; Philodinidae
Source: the annotation of a GenBank genome assembly
AUGUAUUUAUUAUUAAAAUUUGCCAGAGCCUAUCCUAAAUUAACAAUUCUACUAGUUCUCUAUCUCGUUAGUACCGCCUAUUUUUUAUCAAAAAAAGGCCUUAUUGAUGAUCAAAAUCAACAGUCGCACGGGAGAGCACGAUCACUUUUCAAUAAACUACAUGUGGAAAUACCACUAUUAUACAAAGGACGAUCUUCAGACACACAGGCUCUUCCGUUAUAUGAACCACCAAGUCGAACAUUUCAAGUGCCACCGUUUAAUGUACCCUACGUUUUAACACACGUAUGGAUACCCCGGGAACUUAAACUCAUUGUAUUUGUACAAGGUAUUGAAAUAAAGAGAAGUAUCACUCAUUGUGUUGUUGGUAACCAACCACUAAGGCGAGUAUUACAACAAAAUUAUGUUUAUGAAUGUUUGUUUCAAUCAGAUGAAGAAGCACAGAGUUUAGACGGUCAAUUUGUAACACUUGAAACUCGUCACAGAGGUCUCUUACCAACAAAAACAAAAUUCAGAUAUCGUCCAAAUACAUCACAACCUUUGGAAAAAAAAUAUUAUUUAUGUGCUGCAACACAAAUUCUAAAUCAAUCACUUUAUUUAGAAGAUUGGCUUGUUUAUCAUAAAAAACUUGGUAUUGAAUAUUUUUUUCUAUACGAUAAUGACAGUAAAGAUAAUACUACAAGUAUUGCACAAUCACCAACUGUUAAUACGUAUGUUCAAAUGCUCUAUUGGCCAUGGAUUGACAGUCAACCACAAGCUUUCGUUCAUGCUAAAGUACUUGCCGAUACUCAAUGUGACUGGACAUUAUUUUUUGAUGUUGACGAAUAUGUUUUUGUUAAAAAAUGUUUAGCAUUAAAUUGUUUAUCGAAACUUCUUCGUCGUUAUUAUGAUAAGAAACUUGCGCAAAUAUGUUUUAAAAGGAAAAUAUUUGGUUCUUCUGGACAUAUUCGUCGUCCUACUAACGGUACUGUUGCCGAUAAUUAUAUUCAUCGUUCUGAUACACAACAUAUUUUUGAAGGACGAGGAAAAUGUGCUGUGAAAACAUCAAAUGCCAAAUUACAUACAACAAUUUAUGAAUUUUUGAUUCAGCGUGAAUAUUAUUCAAUGACAUUACAGCCUUCCGUGGCGUUGAUAAAUCAUUAUAAAUUAAAAAGUUGGGAAGAUUUUAUGGAAAAAUAUUCUAACCGAAAGAAUACAUCUGAUUGGGUGAUACCAGCGAAUUUUAGUGUUGAUAAUCCACCGUUAGGCUGGGAAUUUGGUCAUACAAAAGCAUAUAGAUUUAAUUUAACUACGAAUGACACAGCAUUUAAAGCUUUUCGACUAAGAUUUGAUAAAAAUAUAUAA